Molecule: messenger RNA, 3915 nt
Organism: Myzus persicae (green peach aphid)
Lineage: Eukaryota; Metazoa; Arthropoda; Insecta; Hemiptera; Aphididae
Gene: Hip1
Product: huntingtin-interacting protein 1
Exons: 19
Coding region: 397-3165 (922 amino acids)
Biological process (GO): endocytosis; clathrin coat assembly; actin filament organization
Cellular component (GO): actin cortical patch; clathrin-coated vesicle
Molecular function (GO): clathrin-cargo adaptor activity; phosphatidylinositol-3,4-bisphosphate binding; phosphatidylinositol-3,5-bisphosphate binding
Source: RefSeq, a predicted model, not a curated record
GCUGCACUAAGGCGAUCGUGGUCCUCUGUCGCAGUAUGUUGUUCUCCGCACACGCACAGACACGGAACAUAAAUAGCCAUUUAUUAUUAUUACAUCCGGUGGUGGUGGUAGCGGUGGCGGCGGCGUAUCAAUGAAUCGUUGAUGGAGUGCGGAGCGCGGAGUGCGGACAGUCGUUGUCAGUGAUAGUAGUGCGUUACCAUUAUUAUGAAUGAAUCCAAGUGAAACGUAGUAAAUUGAGUUUGUUGUGGGGGCACCGUGUUCGUGGGUCUGUGUAUGGUGAAGGUAUACUGUGGUUUUUUUCCUCCGUUUACCCUUUCCCGCCCAAUCAACGUCGUGUAACUGUCAGAACCAGCGGCGCCGACGACGGCUGCGGCUCAUUCAAUCAACUGUCGUGUCAUGUCGUCCCUAUCGUUGCCAAGGGUGUUGCAAAACCGAAAGACUAGUCUGGACCAGGAACGUGAGCACUUUGAAAAGAUUCAGGCUGCAAGCAUUAGUAAAGCAAUCAAUACAUUGGAGAACCCAGUAAAAGAAAAACAUGCUAGAAAUGCCAUUAUAGGUACAUUUCAAGAGAAAAGUGCAGAGACUUUUUGGCGUUGUGUCACUAAAUUACCAUUACAAGAACACCGUAUUGUGGCCUGGAAAUUUUGCCACGUGUUACAUAAAGUUUUGCGGGAAGGCCAUCCAAAUGUUGUAGCGUCAUCACAAAGACACAAAACACUUUUACAGGACUUAGGAAAAUUAUGGGUUCAUUUAAAAGAUGGUUAUGGAAAGCUCAUUCAACAGUAUUGUCAAUUACUACUUACAAAAUUAGAUUUUCAUAGACGAAACCCUGGAUUCCCCGGCAAUCUAGUUUUAUCCGAAGAAGAUCUUUGUAGAAUUGGAGACAAUGACGUAAAUAAUUAUUUUCAAAUGUGUGUGGAAAUGUUUGAUUAUAUUGAUGAAAUUCUAGGACUUCAGUCUGCAAUUUUUGGUUCAUUGGAUAUGUCUCGCUCAAAUUCAAUGACUAGCCAUGGCCAGUGUCGAUUGGCUCCUUUAUUGCCUUGCAUAUUAGAUUCUGCACAGUUGUAUGAUCUAUGUGUGAAAAUCCUGUUUAAAAUGCAUGCUACGCUACCACCUGAUCUAUUAUCUGGCCAUAGAAAACGUUUCCUAAGACAAUUUACCAUACUACGUCAAUUUUAUUUGGGGUCAUCUAAUCUUCAGUAUUUUAAAACACUAAUACAGAUACCUCUUUUACCUGAGAACCCUCCAAAUUUUUUGGUACAAGCGGAAUUAUCUACCUAUGUUACUCAAGCUGCCAUUGUAUUACCAGAUGAAGAUCCGUCAGAGAGUAAUAGUAUGAUUGGUGAACUUGUUGAUCUGGGAAUUGGUAAUAGCGUCACUAGCAGUGAAACAAGUCAAAGAUCUUUGUCUCCUGAUAUUUUAACCCAAAGGGACAACAUGAUUCAGCAUUUACACGGAGAAUUGAACGCUCAUCAAUCAUUAAUAAUUCAAUUAAAACAACAAGUUUCUACAUUAGAAAUGGAAUUGGCAAAAAAAGACAGUGAGUUAACACAAGAAAGGCUUAUCAGAGAUGAUUUACUACACCAAGUAAAUUCUAUGGACAAUUUUGAUGAAUUGGAUAAAAAAUAUAAAUUGCUUGAAGAAAAGUUUAACAAAUUGAAAGAAGUGUAUACAAAAUUGAGAGAAGAACAUAUUACAUUGUUAAGACAGAAAGCUGUCGUCGAUAAGUCACUGAAAGGAUCUGAAAAAAUGACUAGAUUUGCUCAGGCUGCCAAUUCCUUGUUACUGUCCAUUAAAUCUGACGUAGACAAGCAGUUGUCCAACAUGCGUACUGUUGAAGUUAAUAUGGGACCUCAAAGAAUAAAGUUUGAAGAGGAAUUAAUAGCACUCCAAACUACUGUGGAUUCAACCACUCGUCAAAAUGAUGAACUUCUGAUGGCAACUGAAGUAUUGAAGACUGAAGUUAGUGAAGCAAAGCAAAAAUUGACUGAUGCCGUACUUAUAAAAUCUGAUUUAGAAUUAAGACUUUCAGAAUCUGAGGAAUUACGAUUUUCAAAUAAUGCUCUUUGGUUUGAAUGCUGUCGUAAAAUAAUUGAACAUACAUGUGCAAUUAUAGAUGAUCCUUCUAUGUCUUCAGCUACUUGUUCGCCUGAAUGUGUAUCUCUAAUCAAAGAAAAACUUGUUAGUACCAUUGAAAAAGGAAAAGACGAGGUUGCAGGGUUUGCCCAUUAUGUUGCCAUGUACAUUAUUUUUGGAAAAGCUGUAUCAAACACAAAAUCUGACCUGAAUGAUGCUCAAAAGCUGUUAGAUAAAUGCAAACAAGUAGGAAAAGACAGUGUAAAACUCUUAACAGCUUGGCAGACGGGUAUCAAAAUUGAUGAAUGUUGUAAGGGUCUUAACAAUACAUUGAAUGAUGUAGAAUCUAUGGCGUCUUCAACACAAGCAAAUGAAUCUUUGGGUGAUUUGGUUGAAGAUGAGCUUAGUAUAAUGGAUAGAGCAAUUGAAGAAGCAGCUAAACGCAUUCAAGAAAUGAUCACCGAAUCUAGAGCCGCACAUUCUGGAAUUAAAUUGGAAGUUAAUGAACAAAUUUUGGAAUCAUGUACUUCUCUUAUGGCUGCAAUCAGAGUCUUGGUGCACAAAUCACGCAAACUUCAAGCUGAAAUUGUAGCUAAUCAAGGUUCUAAUGGGUCAGCUAAAGAAUUUUAUAAACGUAACCAUCAGUGGACUGAAGGACUUAUUUCUGCAGCCAAAUCUAUUGGUUUAGGUGCUAAAGGGUUGCUAGAUGCGGCAAAUGAGGCUGUAAGUGGCGAAGGAAAAUUAGAAAGAUUAAUAGUUGCUUCUCAUUGUGUGGCUGCUGGAACAGCACAACUUGUAGUUGCCAGCCGUGUAAAAGCUUCACGAAACAGCGAUAAUUUGGCUGAAUUAUCACAAGCUUCACGUAAUGUUACAAAUGCUACUGCUACGGUGGUAGCCACUGCCAAAUCUUGUGCCCAAUUAGUUCAACAAACAGAAGAACUAGACUUAGGUGUCCUGAAUGAACAUCAAACAAAACGUUUAGAAAUUGAGUGCCAAGUCCGUGUGUUAGAAUUAGAGUCAUCAUUAGAAAAAGAAAGAAUGAAGUUAUCUUCAUUGCGUAAAUUACAUUACCAAGACGAUCAAAGUUAGCGAACAAAACAAACAUUUUCUCUUACCUAUAAUAUUAGUCUUUUGUAUCAGAUUGAAUCUGCUUCCAAAUAAUUUUUUUUCUAAUAAUUUGACUGUCAAGUUGAUAAUUUUCUACUGCUCAACCUACUACUAUUAGACAAAUUACAUGUUAAAUUUCUUCUUAUUCCAUUUUAAGCUUAUUAAAUUAUUGAUAUUUUUUUAACAUUUUAUUUCUAAUCAUGAAAACGGGUUUUAGUAACCUAACUGUAUGGCUGUUAAAUAAUACUAUAUAGUACCAGUUUCAGAGAUCUCUUUACUCGUGUUUAUAAAGUUGUUCUUUAAUAUUAUGAAAUUGCCAGUCAUACAUUGAAUGUAUAGGACUUUUGUACAAUAACUAUAAUAUUAUUUAUUAAUAAUUAUUCAGAUUCCAUUUUUAUUUUACUUUCUUACUGUUUAUUGAGCACGCUUGAAAUAAUUACUUUCUAUUUUUUUAAAUGUUAUUUCACUUGUUGACGUUUAUAUUAAAAAGUUAUGUAGUUUGUAUCUUAAUGUUUUUUACUAACAAUGUAUUAAACAAAUAAUCUAAUAUUUAUUGUUAAAAUAAUGGAUAUUAUGUUUAUUAUAAUUAUAUCGUACACAUCGUGUAAAAUAAGAAUGUACCUGGGCGGCGUACCAAGAUAGGUUUGCUAUGCACAGGUCUGGCGUAUGACUAUAAUAUCUUUAGGCUUGUAAAUCUGACAAGGUUGCGGGUGGGAAACCAAUCGCCACUGG